Messenger RNA from Gryllus bimaculatus (two-spotted cricket), 4845 nucleotides. NCBI's taxonomy places the organism in Eukaryota, Metazoa, Arthropoda, Insecta, Orthoptera, Gryllidae. The record is from the annotation of a GenBank genome assembly.
ACAGUGCAUAGCUGACUUCACUGGUGAACAGUCUGUGUUCUUUCGUAUGUACACGAUCUUUGCCGAAAACAGCCGAUCGAAGUGCCUGCUUGGGAGGGGGGAUUGCUGGCAUCUUGCUGGUAUCGUGAUCUUCCUUUUGACGUUUGCAUCAUUUUUUGACGAGGAACAGUCGUUGCCGCAAGUUCGGCGACGUAUUGUGAUGUGCUGAAAGGGAUAUGAAUGAAAACUCUAGUUCUUCAUUGUUGGGAAUAUUUGUCAUAAUGUUGUCUAUCAAGAAUCGUAUUAAUGUAUUUGCGAAAAUGAAAUUAGAAUAGGAAUUUUAGUUUAGAAAUUGAAGUACGGAACCGUAUGUUGUGUGGUUUUUAGUGGAACUUUAGAGAUGUACGUGUUGAAUACCAUGGGAAUUCCAUGCUGAAAAGUAGACCUAUUUCCAAAUAAUAGUGCUGAAAAUGCAUCUUACUUGGUGUUAUUUUACAUGCCAAUUAAAGCAUCUUCUCUUGCAAUUCUAAACUAUAAUUUUAAUAUGUAGGCAGCGCGUUUGUUAAAAUGACCACAGAUUUCCUUUCGAUGAAUAAACUUGGGUUUCCCUCGCGGUCAAGAAAUGAAGCGAGUUCGCAGUAUACACAUCAAGCAGGACAAGAGUUAUUGGAAGUGGAUGGAAAAGUCAAAACAAAACUGUUGUCAUUUUGGAAUAACAUGAAGUAUGGAUGGACUGUAAAAAUGAAAACAAACUUCUCCAAAGAUAGUGCUGUUUGGUUAUUAGGAAAAUGCUACCAUCGAAGAACUGAGGAAGAUGUAUCAGCAGGACAAGAUAUACAUACUAUUAGGGAAGAUGGUAUUGAGGGUUUCAAAAUUGACUUCAUAAGUCGAAUUUGGCUCACAUAUAGAAGAGAAUUCCCUAUCCUGAAUGGAUCAAACUUCACCACAGAUUGUGGUUGGGGAUGUAUGUUACGAAGUGGUCAAAUGCUAAUGGCACAAGCACUUGUGUGUCAUUUUCUAGGACGUGAUUGGAGAUGGAAUCCUCAUCAAGAUAUUAGAUCACAAAAACAGUUCAGGGAUGCAACUUAUCAUAGGAACAUUAUAAAAUGGUUUGGUGAUAGUCCCUCGCAUAACAGCCCUUUAUCGAUUCAUAUGUUAGUGAUGUUGGGAGAGGAUUGUGGGAAGAAAGCUGGUGACUGGUAUGGACCAAAUGCUGUUGCCCACAUGCUCCGGCGAGCUGUGGAGCAAGGAUCUCAGCAGACAGCAGAACUUUCAAAUUUGAAUGUGUAUGUUGCACAGGAUUGUGCAGUGUACCUUCAAGAUGUCAAAGAUGAGUGUGGAUGGGACAGACACAUUGAAAAGAAGCAUAAGUCAAAAUCUCUUGUAUUACUUAUUCCCCUGAGGUUGGGAAUAGAGAAGAUGAAUUCUGCAUAUUCACAUUGUCUAAUAGAAAUGCUUUCUUUGCCUUAUUGUGUGGGAAUUAUUGGAGGCAGACCGAAGCAUUCUCUGUACUUUGUAGGUUACCAAGAUGACAAGUUAAUUCACUUGGACCCACAUUAUUGCCAACCUGUGGUGGAUGUUUGGCAACAUGAUUUCCCAUUAUCUACAUUCCAUUGUCGAUCUCCACGGAAGAUGAAUGUUUCAAAACUUGAUCCAUCUUGUUGUCUGGGAUUUUACUGCAAAGAUUUAGUGGAAUUUAAUGACUUUAUUGAAAGUGUGCAACAGGGGCUGGUUCCUGCUGGUGAUCGUUCAGAAUAUCCCAUGUUUGUGUUUUGUGAAGGUCGGAGCCAUGAAGCUCUGGCAACCCAGAGAAUUUCCAUCCCAGAUGGGCCUCAACCAAAUCGCAGAGAGAUAGACUCUGAUGAUGAUCUGGAAAGUGAAGAAUUUGAAAUUGUGUGAUAACAUGGAUAGUUAUAGCCAAUGAGUGUGUUCUGUUAUAGUCAAGUAAUUAUUUUUGUGUUGUAUUAUUGUAGAAUAACUACAAUUUUUGUUAAAAUACAAGGUGUAUUUGUGUCUUGAUUAAAUUCCAAAUGACCUCAUUUAAUUGUACUAAUUAAUUUGAUUUGGAUACUAUCUAAUUGAAAGUGUGUUUCUUGUGAAGUGUUUUAAAAGCAUGGAAGGCAUCUUUCUAAUGGUAGUUGAAACGAUGGGAUUUAUUUACCCAAUUUCACUAAAAGAUUCAAAAACAUACUUUUCAGUGGGAAUGUUUUUAUAAUUUAUUGUUUUGUUCAUAUUAACUAUUGAUUUCUAGUUAAAUAGUUCAAGUACUUAGAAAAAUAAUAUAAUUUUGAUGUUGAUAUAUUUAUAGCAAAUGAUUAGGUCGUACAAAAAACCUUCAAUUAUGCAAGAAAAAAUAUUAGAAACAAAUUUUCACGAAUAAGAAAAAAUGCAAAAAUUGCCCAAAAGCUUCCAGGAAAUAAUCAUGUCAUAUCGGCAGUAUAUUGGAAAUAUUUUAAAUGCAAAAGCAAUCCAGAAAGAUACUGAUUGGUCAUUGCAUUGUCUUCAUUUUACAGCCUGAAACAUCUUAAUCAAGUACCUCUGAUAAUAAUUGUGACAUAAUCCAGAGUAAAUAAACUAUUUCAAAACCUAACAAGUGCCCAUGACUUUUAAACACAAUUGUAUAAUACAAAACCACUGUUCACUUUUCCAUACAAUGAAACCUGUCUUAAGUAAUCACUUAGAGAAAGCCAGAGUCUAUAGAGAAUUUGAUUGGAAGAGCCAUUGGCGUAGGUGGCUGGUUAAUGGGGAAUAUGGGAAACAAACAUCUAGUCUUAAGUUUGACACCUUUUAAAUUACACUUAAAAUUCAAAAUACUGGAGGCUUUUUUUGCACAAGUGCUCUUAAAGAACUAAUUUACAAAAUCUUUCUAUUCCCAACAUUUGGACCAAUUUCUUUUUCAUGACGUAGGUUGUUUCUUCUCAUUUGUGGACUUGCUACAAUUUAAAUCCAAAGGAAACUUCAGAGCUUGCAAAAAAAUUAUUUUUACUUAUGUCAAACUGGAAUUAACACCUGUAAAAUAUGCAACUCUUGCUAUCAGUAUUCUAAGUUAUCUGACAUUGUGUCCCAAAUUAAGAUGAUGCUGAAUCAAUGGUAAUCUUCAUCAGAAUUUCUAUAGUGUUACGGAUCAAAAUUGCAAAUUUGUAAGGAAGAUGUGACAGACUAAUUCGGGGUAAUCCAUAAAAUGUUCAUGACCGUGAAGCCAAGAGACUGCUUAAAAGAAAAUGUGAUUACAUCUUAUGGUGAAAAAUCAAUUAGCCAAUAUUUAUGGAAGUGGCUGUUUCAGUUGGUUUCGCUGCACUUGUUUGGAUAUUAUAAUCAUUGUUUGGGAAAAGGCAAUCACAACUUCAAAAAUGUAAUUUUUGCUGUAUAAUUGACUUAUUUAAAAAAGGCAAGUUUCUUUGAUGACCAAACUAUUGCACACUGGAAUUGACUCUCCUGAUAAAUGACUUUGUUUUGUGAUAAGUCUUCUUGUCAGUUGACAAAUAAAAGUCGAGUAGACUCUCUUUUUUCUUCUGGAAUGUUAUCAGUAAACAAUCAGUGAAUUUUAAUAGGAAUUAUAGUAACUGGGGAAAAUGUCUGCAAUAAUGAAUGCAAAGAAAUGUAUAAAGUUAAAUGCCAAGCUACUUGCAGCAUAUUUUCAGAAGCCUUCUUUUGUUUUUUAGUAUGAAGUUCAGUACACUUUCAUUUGCAUUUAAAUCACAACCACCUUGACAUAACCCCCCUCCCCUUCCUAAACCCUCCUAAAAAGAUCUGAUUAGAAAAAACUCAAUCUUCAAAUGACAUGAAUAUGUAAAGGAUAUUUUAACUUUUGACAAACUUCAAAUUUACUUUACAUUAAAUAAGUUUAGCUAUCUCAUAAAAUGGAAAUUAUUAAUUUUUCACAAACAUUCAGUUUGUGUAUUAUAAUGGUGCUGUAUGAUAUUAACAUUUGGUAAAACAUGUUACAAAAUAAAUUAUUGAAAGUAAGUAUCCUUGUAGUGUGAUGGUAAAUGAUGAUUAUGAUUAAUUGAUGGUUGUGGAAAAAGCGAGAUUCAUUCAUUAGUGCUGUUAUUUUUUAUCAAGGAAAAUGCAUCUUAAUAUGAACGGUAUAGUGUUUUUCCCUUUUAAUUUAUGAAUGUAAUCAUAAUUUGAAUUUAUCAUGUAGAUGUAAUAAACUUGUGGAUACAAAUAUACAUUUAAUUUCUUUUUAAACACAGUCUGAAAUACUUUCAUUACAAUGAGAUUGCAACCCAAUUCCAGAAGGACAGUCUAGAUCCACUGCUUUUUUAAAUGAAUGAAAAAAGGUCAAUUGAAAUAAGGAGCCUCACAAUUUUACUGUAAUUUGUUUGAAAUACCUUGUUUCUAAAAUAUUUUCCCUGUUUAUAAGAAAGUUUUACCUUUGUGUAAAGCUCCUUUAUUUCUUAGGCAUAUGUGAACAUACAUGUUUCAUUAACACAGCAAAACAUCUAUUAAGCAACUACUGUUCGUUCCAUGCAAACAGUGAACUUUUGGAGGGGUGGUUGCUUAGAAGGGGAAAUCUUUAUUACAAAAAAUAGUCUAUUAUCACUUGACAUUGGAUUAUUAGGGGAGUACCCACAAAGAAAAAGAAUAUUCACAUUUUGUACAAUUUUUGAGAAAUAUCUGAGAUCAUUGAAGACUUUAUGCCUUCAAAUGCAUUAUACACACCUCUAAUGUAAAGAUUAAAAUAUAUAAAUUGUAAUUAAAAAUAUUUCUGCCAAAAAAUGUUGUAUAUUGUGCUUGGUCCUUACAAAAAACUGGGAGCCAUAUUUGAGGAAAUCUUGUAUAGGUACUUUUGAGAAAUAAUAAUAAUAAAUAAUAAUAAUUCUAAUAAAUAAUAAUAUUUGUCACAUAAAUACAGCAUAUGCC